Molecule: messenger RNA, 1333 nt
Organism: Papilio machaon (common yellow swallowtail)
Lineage: Eukaryota; Metazoa; Arthropoda; Insecta; Lepidoptera; Papilionidae
Product: galactokinase
Exons: 9
Coding region: 115-1296 (393 amino acids)
Biological process (GO): carbohydrate phosphorylation; galactose metabolic process
Cellular component (GO): cytoplasm; cytosol
Molecular function (GO): galactokinase activity; ATP binding
Source: RefSeq, a predicted model, not a curated record
GACGCGAUCUCGCAUAACCGGCAGUGCGUUGCAGAGCUCGAUUGUAUCGCGCAUGUAGUUUUAUUACUUGAAAUACAACAAUAUCACCGUUGCUGCCACUCUUAAGGAAUAAAGAUGUCAAACGAAUUAAUAGCAAAGGGUGAGGAUCGUCUAAUACGAGAAGCGCAAAAUAAAUUUGUUUCGAGGUUCGGGCGGGAGCCGAGAGCGGCUGCGAGCGCACCGGGACGCGUCAACCUCAUAGGAGAGCACGUUGAUUACUGCGAGGGAUAUGUGUUGCCAGUGGCGCUUCCGUUCAAAACGGUAGUAGUUGGUGACUUCAACAACACAGAGGAAUGUACAAUUGUGUCAGUGUUAGCUGACGGUCAGGAGUUAAGCAGCAGUUUUCCUGCUCCUACUGUAGCCCAGUUGAAGCCGGGCCCCUCGUCAUGGAUAAAUUACGUAAAAGGAGUCGUCGCCCAUUUCCCGCGUAAGGUCCAUGGGUUCGAUGCCGUCAUAGUGUCGGACGUGCCGAUAGGUUCCGGUGUAUCCAGUAGCGCCUCACUAGAGGUCGCUGUGUUCACUUUCCUAGAGGCAUUAACUAAAUUUGAAAUAGAUUCGGUGGAAAAGGCGUUGCUAUGUCAGAAAGCGGAGCACGAGUUCCCUGGUAUGCCGUGUGGGAUCAUGGACCAGUACAUUGUCACACUCGGACGGAAAGACCACGCUUUACUUAUAGACUGCAGAUCAUUAGAAUCAACACAAAUACCAAUAGUAACAGAGGACAUAGUGAUACUGGUGGUGAAUAGCAACGUGAAACACCAGCUGACGGGCAGCGAGUACCCACAACGUCGUGCGCAAUGCCACACGGCCGCCACGCUGUUGUCACUGCCCUCGCUUCGUUCCGCUCGUGUGGAACUACUUAAAGAUCUAGAAGACAUGAAUUGCGAUGAGCUGGUCGUGAAGCGCGCGACGCAUGUCGUUAAUGAAAUCAGCAGGACUGAGGAGACAGCUAAUGCUCUCAGGAAUAAAGACUUUAAAAGGGUCGGGGAAUUAUUCUACCAGUCCCAUGAUUCUUUGAGCAAUUUGAUGGAGGUUUCCUGCCCAGAGUUGGAUCAGCUCGUGGACAUCUUGAGGUCCUCACCCGGGGUACUGGGCGCGAGGAUGACGGGCGGAGGGUUUGGAGGAUGCGUCGUCGCCUUGGUGAACAAGUCACAAUUGAGUGACGUGAAGAAGAAUAUUCUCUCCCAGUAUAAUGGCAACCCCGUGUUCUUUGAAUGUCAGCCGAGCGAGGGAGCGCGGAUCAUAUUAUACAAUUCAUAAAAGGAAUAAAUGUUGUUUUUUUACUUUUUUGUUGCUG